Messenger RNA from Durusdinium trenchii, 936 nucleotides. NCBI's taxonomy places the organism in Eukaryota, Dinophyceae, Suessiales, Symbiodiniaceae. The record is from the annotation of a GenBank genome assembly.
GAGGGUUUGGACUCACCAUGUUCAGAACUUGCUUGACAUGUGCCCUUGCUACGGCUGCCUGUCAGAAAGUGCUUUCCGUGGAAAGCCUCUUGGACUUCGAGCGGCAUGGCCACACCGUGACCCGUGGCUUGAUCUCACCUGAGGACUUCCAGUCACAAGUGCCGGUGCUCCAAAGAUAUGUCCGGGAGAAGGAAUCUGCAGCGGCAGCUCAUUCAGCCUUCAUCAUGUCGGCGCAAGGUAUGGCAGGCAUGGAGCCACCCUUCCUUCAGACCUUCAACCCUCACAGGCACUCCCCAGUCGCUUGGCAGUGGACUUUAGCCCUUCUCUCCGCUGCUUGCGCGCUGCUGGGUACAGAACGUUUGCGCUUGUAUCAGACCUCGCUCUUUUGGAAGCGCCGUGGUCAUGAUGCGACCGCCUGGCAUCAGGACCUGAUGACGGCGCCCAUCGCGACCAAUGACUUCAUCACCGCUUGGGUGCCGUUGCAUCGGGUAGGAUCCAUCGAGGAGAGCCCCUUGGUGUUCCAGUCGUGUACUCACAAGGAUCUCGCCGCCAAGGUCCAUCAUGAACAGCUGGAGGAGAUGGGCAUUGACCCUUUGAGCUGCCCGGGGCCAGAGGACUUCGGGGAGCAUCACGUGCCCUUAGAGGAGGGUGAUGUGACCUGGCACCAUGGCUGGGUUCAGCAUGGCGCACCUGCGCUCACCAAAGGUGUGAGCCGCAUGGCCUUCACCGCAUCGUACUUUGCAGAUGGUGCAUUGGUGAUGGCCCCCGCGGAGACCGAGGCCGAACAUCCGGAGCUGCCCCUGUUGGCUCCAGCUUGAUGCAGGACGGAUGGAAGCGAGCGAGGCCAGAACAAAGGCGAUGCCGAGAAAAUCGCCAGAGGGCUGCGCGAUCCGAACACCCGCGUCACCUCCGAUCAGAUCCAAUCAUGGCAUCCAG